AUGGCUUCAAGAAUCGACGAUCUGGCCAAAGUGGAUGCCUCCAAAGAAACCUGGACAAUUGUUGCGAAAGUCAAUCAUCUAUGGCUAAGUCCGAGCUUAUAUGGCUCAAAGCUACCCUUUUCAAUGGACAUGAUACUUAUGGAAGACAAGGGCUGCAAAAUUCAUGCUACCGUUAGGAAGACUUUGAUUUAUAGAUUUCAGUCUUUGCUAGCUGAAGGAAAAGUAUACCAGAUUUCCUACUUUGGUGUUGGCGAAAGCGGUUGUGAUUUUCGCCCAACCGAGCAUCCAUUCAAGAUCAACUUUGAUAUUCAGACUUCUGUACGACUGCUACCUAACAAGGCUAUCAACAUAACAUCGUACUCUUUCGUUCCACUUGCUGACAUAAUGUAUAAGGAACUUGAUACAUCAUUCCUUAUCGAUGUAAUUGGAAUUCUCACGGGAGCAAGCAAGUGGAGAACAAGAGUUCGAAAAGGAUGGGUUUGGGUUGAAUGUGCUUUUUUCGGGAAAUAUGUUUCUGAAGUCAUUGGUUAUCUUUCGUCUGUUGAUGCAACCAAUGCUAUCGUGGUAAGACUAGCGUCUAAAAUGUUUAUGGUGCUACUAGGGUUCUUUUUUUUUACAGGUUUUUGGAGUCAAAUGAUCCUACAGCACAAAUUAUUAGUCCGCUUCAAGACUCUGCAAAAAAAAAUAUCCCUUGAAGAAGAUUUUCUGAAAAAGAGUGAUGGGAAAAUCAUCGAGCAACUCAAAGAUCUUGCUGAAAAAUCAUUUUGUGUUGAACAACAUGAUGAAAUCAAACAGUACCUUACUCCAUGUGAAGCCGCAUGGAGAACAUUCAAAUAUGAUAUUCAUAACAUAUGGCCUCCAGUGUUGCGAUUAGGAUUUCAUCUUCCAAACCAACAAAGUGUUUUAUUCAAGGAAAAUGACGAUUUAGAAGUUGUGAUGGAAAGAUCAACUAAUAAGGGCACUCAAUUCUUGGCUUGGAUGGACGCCAACAAGAAGUACCAGGAGGGGAGAAAUCUCACAUAUGCCUAA
This is a messenger RNA of Lotus japonicus, 1029 nucleotides long. RefSeq lists its product as uncharacterized. The coding region runs from base 1 to 1029 and encodes 342 amino acids. NCBI's taxonomy places the organism in Eukaryota, Viridiplantae, Streptophyta, Magnoliopsida, Fabales, Fabaceae. The record is from RefSeq and is a predicted model, not a curated record. The transcript has 8 exons.